Scaptodrosophila lebanonensis is the source of this 988-nucleotide messenger RNA. RefSeq lists its product as uncharacterized. NCBI's taxonomy places the organism in Eukaryota, Metazoa, Arthropoda, Insecta, Diptera, Drosophilidae. The transcript has a single exon. The coding region runs from base 58 to 678 and encodes 206 amino acids. The record is from RefSeq and is a predicted model, not a curated record.
ACUUUUUCCAUUCUUGUACGGCAAACACUUUUUCGCACUUUCCACAAAGACGGCGAGAUGUUCGGCUUCUCGCCAAAGUCCCAAAUGGACAGCAUGGUGUGUCCUUAUUAUAGCAAGGAUGUGCUGGUUGGCAACUGGCGGGAGCGUCGCUACGUUAUGGAGCAAGAAAGCAACGCCAUUCUGCCGGGCCUGCACACGAACGAGAAUUGCGAGCAACAUCGCACCCUCAACCAGGACACGUACACGGAUGCGGCCUUCAAGGGGGACGAGGUGAAGAGCCGGCACGAUGAACGGCGCAUGGAGUCCUUUCGCAACUGUUUUAAGAGCAGCGCCUCGCAGGUGGUUCUGCAGGAUAGACCCGAAAUGGGCAAAAAUUAUACGACCACCAAUACUCUGUUCUUUGAGGUGCUGCCCAAGGACCGCCAGCAGUGGUGCCAGCAGGGCGCCGCUAAGAACAAAAAGGAGAUCGAGCUCACUCGAGUCCCACAGUUCGACACCCUGCAGGGCUACGGAAACCUCACCAAGACCGGCUUCAAUACCCGCAGAUUUUGCAAAUACGCACUCGAUUCAGCAAAUUGCCGCUACCAGACCACCUAUUCGGCUUCCUACGAUCCUGGCACGAAGUCGAAGCCGAAGGUCCCCUCUGAAUUGCUAAAAUAUGAGGAUCUCGUGUGCUGAGCCAAAACCAAAACCGAACCUUGCAUUCCAAAUCGUAUAGUUUAGCGACUCCUUACAGAAUUCUUUCAGCUAGGUUCAUUGUCCUCCUCCAAUAUACUUAUGUCCUUGCGCGUCUGGAUGGCCCCUUCCCCCAUCUCUAAAGCGAAUAUUAGAUGCCAAACAUAUAUGCCAGCAUCAAAUUUUUUGCAUCUCAUAUGGCUUCAAAGAUGGUGCAAGGAAAAGGCCCUAGUUGAACAUCAUUCUAAAAACAUACAUAAAUUUAUGGAUAUCUGAAGAAUCAAUAAUAAAAUCGUUCUCAAUGCCCUCGAAA